AUGGGUCACCAGCCCCCUCCCAUCCUCCCUGAGGUCAAAUGCCAUUUCCUCCCAGCUCUUCCUCCAAGCAGAGGCCUGGCCAAGCCACCUGCCCACUUCCUGGGGCUUGAGGAUAAAGGGGCUGAGAGGCUCAAGCAGGAGGAUGCUGUGGAGACCCGGCAAGAAUCAUGCUCCAGUCCUCUCCAUGCUGACCCAGGCUACUCCCGGGCCCCUCCAACUCUCCGCCCGUGUGUCUCUCUACAGAUGCUGAGUCUGCUGUGUCUGACCCUUUUCUUUGUUGGGUGCUCCACGGCUGGAACCCCAGCACCUGUGUCUGAGGACGUGCUGGUGGGCAUUGUGGGGGGCCACAGUGCCCGGCAGGGGAAGUGGCCAUGGCAGGUCAGCCUGAGGAUCUACAGCUACUACAUGGCCUCGUGGGUGCACAUCUGUGGGGGCUCCAUCAUUCACCCACAGUGGGUGCUGACUGCUGCCCACUGCAUUCACAAGAGAGAUGCUGACCCAUCAUCCUUCCGGAUCCACGCUGGGGAUGUGUACCUCUAUGGGGGCAAGGAGCUUCUGAGUGUGAACCAGGUCAUCAUCCACCAGGAUUAUGUGCAUGGUGUCCUGGGUUCAGACGUGGCCCUGCUCAGGCUUGAGAAACCCCUGGGCUGCUCUGCUAACAUCAAGCCUGUCAAGCUGACCUCUGGGUCUCUUGAGAUUACCUCAAGAUACCCAUGUUGGGUGACUGGCUGGGGCAUGGUCCACAUGUAUGCAUCGCUGCCCCCUCCCUACCGCCUGCAGCAGGUUCGGGUGAAGAUAGUGGACAAUGCCAUCUGUGAGCAGAUGUACCACAAUGCCACCAGGAACAGAUACCAGGGCCACAAAUUCAUCCAAGAUGACAUGCUGUGUGCUGGAAGUGAAGGCCGUGGAGCCUGCUAUGGUGACUCAGGCGGCCCCCUGGUCUGCAGGGUGGCAGGCUCCUGGAACUUGGUAGGAGUGGUGAGCUGGGGCUAUGGCUGUGCCCUGAGGAACAUCCCUGGGGUUUAUGCAAGAGUGCAGUCCUUCCUGCCCUGGAUCAUUCAGCAGAUGAAGAGGUUCUCCAUGCUGAAGCUGCUGCUGUGGGCGCUGCCCCUCCUGGCUAACCUGUUGCCCCCUUGCCCUUUUCCAGGCCCAGCUGAGCAGCGAGUGGGCAUUGUGGGAGGACGAGAAGCUUCUGAGAGUGAGUGGCCCUGGCAGGUUAGCCUGAGACUUAAGUUCAGCUACUGGAUGCAUUGCUGCGGAGGCUCCCUCAUCCACCCACAGUGGGUGCUCACUGCGGCACACUGUGUGGGACCGCACAUCCAAAGCCCAGAGCACUUCCGGGUGCAGCUUCGCGAGCAGCAUCUAUACUAUCAGGACCAACUGCUGCCUGUGAACCGGAUCAUUGUGCACCCCAACUACUAUUCAGCCGAGGACGGGGCAGACAUUGCCCUGCUGGAGCUUGAGGACCCUGUGAAUGUCUCCAGCCAUGUCCAGCCUGUAUCCCUGCCUCCUGCCAUGGAGACCUUCCCUUCAGGGACACCAUGCUGGGUGACAGGCUGGGGCAACAUUGAUAAGGAUGAGUCUCUUCCGCCACCGUAUCCGCUGAAGCAAGUGAAGGUGCCCAUUGUGGAAAAUAGCCUCUGUGAUCGGAAGUACCACACUGGCCUCUCCACAGGGGACAAUGUUCUCAUUGUCCGUGAUGAUAUGCUGUGUGCUGGGAAUACUGGGAGAGACUCCUGCCAGGGUGAUUCAGGCGGGCCGCUGGUCUGCAAAGUCAAUGGUGCCUGGCUGCAAGCAGGUGUGGUCAGCUGGGGUGAGGGCUGCGCAGAGGCCAACCAUCCUGGCAUCUACACCCGGGUGACGUACUACUUGGAAUGGAUCCACCAGUAUGUUCCUGAGAACUGAGCUACUUCCGGCCCGGAUGAAGCCUUGUCCUUUUGCCUCCCCAUCUCUCUGAGCCCCUGGCCACCCCUAUCCCUCUGCUUCCCACCCCAGGUGACUGCCCUGGGUCCUCACUCCCCUCUGUGGCUCAUUAAAGUCCAUGAAAGCA
This is a messenger RNA of Phodopus roborovskii (desert hamster), 2050 nucleotides long. Its product is annotated as transmembrane protease serine 9. NCBI's taxonomy places the organism in Eukaryota, Metazoa, Chordata, Mammalia, Rodentia, Cricetidae. Gene Ontology annotation, molecular function: serine-type endopeptidase activity. The record is from RefSeq and is a predicted model, not a curated record. Bases 1 to 1905 code for a protein of 634 amino acids. The transcript has 11 exons. Gene Ontology annotation, biological process: proteolysis.